Papaver somniferum (opium poppy) is the source of this 2055-nucleotide messenger RNA. RefSeq names its product L-ascorbate oxidase-like. Bases 78 to 1931 code for a protein of 617 amino acids. The record is from RefSeq and is a predicted model, not a curated record. The transcript is spliced from 5 exons. Gene Ontology annotation, molecular function: copper ion binding; oxidoreductase activity. Gene Ontology annotation, cellular component: plasmodesma; extracellular region. NCBI's taxonomy places the organism in Eukaryota, Viridiplantae, Streptophyta, Magnoliopsida, Ranunculales, Papaveraceae.
AAAGCUCCUUAUCACCAGCCCUAACAUACUACUACUGCUUCCAACAAGGUGGGAAUACCCAUAGUCCAAACUCCAUUAUGGGUAGCUUAUUCUUACUAGUAUCAUCAGCACUUUUCCUGAUACCAUUAGUAUUUCAAACAUGUUUAAUGGCUUCUGCUGAAGUUCAAAGUUACGAGUGGGACGUCGAGUAUAUGUAUUGGAAACCAGAUUGUGUGGAAAGUCUGGUUAUGGGUAUUAAUGGUGAGUUCCCUGGUCCUACAAUCAAAGCUAAAGCUGGUGACACCAUUCUUGUUAAGCUCAAUAACAAGCUCCACACUGAGGGAGUUGUCAUUCACUGGCAUGGCAUCAGGCAGAUCGAAACACCAUGGGCAGAUGGAACUGCAGCUAUCUCACAGUGUGCUAUUAAUCCAGGCGACAGUUUUUUGUAUAACUUCACAGUUGACAAGGCAGGAACGUAUUUCUACCAUGGUCACUACGGGAUGCAAAGAUCAGCUGGAUUAUAUGGAUCAAUAAUCGUUGAUGUGGCAGAUGGCCAGAACGAACCUUUUGAUUAUGACGAUGAAAUCACAAUAUUAUUAAGUGAUUGGUAUCAUCAAAGUGUCCAUAAACAAGAAGUUGGUCUUUCGUCUAAACGCUUCCGUUGGAUUGGGGAGCCUCAGUCCAUCUUGAUGAAUGGAAAGGGACAGUUCGGUUGCUCAUUUGGGGCAAAGUCUAUCAAGAAUUCCAAAUUGUGUUCUAAAGACAUCGAUGAGCAGUGCAAACCAGAAGUUUUUAGUGUCCAUCCAAACAAAGUAUAUAGAGUCAGGAUUGCAAGCACAACAUCACUCGCCUCACUCAAUUUUGCCAUCGAGAAUCAUACAAUGAAAUUGGUGGAAGCUGAUGGUAACUACAUUCAACCAGUGGCAGUAGAUAGCCUCUACAUUUAUUCCGGCGACACGUAUUCAGUUCUUAUUACAACAGAUCAAGAUCCAUCAAACUACUGGAUCUCAGCAAAUCAGACAGCAAGAAAACCUCCUCUUCCUCCACCUGGUCUUACCAUCUUAAACUACAAAUCUAAACCCGUUGAUACACCCGUAUCUCCUCUUCCUAGCUCUCCUGAAUGGAAUGAUUUUGCUGAAAGCAAAUCCUUCGCCAACAAAAUCCUUGCUUUGCAAUCUGAUCAGUUAACAAUACCAAAACCUCCAACUAGUUUCAAUCGUCGACUCUUCCUUCUAAACACCCAAAGCAAUAACAGUGGGUAUAUCAGAUGGUCCAUCAACAACGUCUCCUUAGUCCUACCAACAACACCUUUAUUGGGUUCUCUGAAGUUCGGAUUACAAAACGGUUUCGAUAGUGAAAAACCAGCUGAGAACUACCCGUCUAAUUACAACAUAAUGGAACCACCUGCGAAUCCUAGUUCAAAGUCUGGAAGUAGUGUUUAUAAGUUUGAUUACGGCAAAACUAUCGAUGUGAUUAUACAAAAUGCUAACGCAUUGGCACUGGAUACAAGUGAAGUUCACCCAUGGCAUUUACAUGGUCAUGACUUUUGGGUAUUGGGCUACGGAGAAGGGAAGUUUUCAAGUGAUAGCAAUAAGUUGAAUCUGGAGAACCCGCCAUUGAGAAACAAUGUCGUUCUAUUCCCUCACGGGUGGACGGCGAUAAGAUUUGUGACCGAUAAUCCAGGUGUUUGGCCUUUUCAUUGCCAUAUCGAACCUCAUUUGCAUAUGGGCAUGGGUGUAGUUUUUGCAGAGGCUGUAAACCGGAUAAAAACGGUACCUGAUGGAGUUCUAGAAUGCGGGUUGACGGCGAAAAUGAUCCUUACAGACACCAGAGCCACUCUUGCACCAAGUCCAAGUCUAAGUCCAGGAGGGGCAUCGUAUUUAGGACCAACGGGAGCAGUCAAUCUCAUUUUUAUUUAUUUAUUUUAUGUUGGAUAUAUGUUUGUCAAUUAGUUUGAUUGAGGUCAUGUAGGUCUUUGCCUCAAUGGUUGUCCAUGUCUUGAAGUAAGAAGAAAAAUGCAUCCCAUUUGGUUUAUGGAUGGUGAAUUUAUUAUAACUGCCUUGCUUGUUAGCAGCA